This is a messenger RNA of Hermetia illucens (black soldier fly), 982 nucleotides long. RefSeq names its product lipoprotein lipase-like. Gene Ontology annotation, biological process: lipid metabolic process. Lineage: Eukaryota; Metazoa; Arthropoda; Insecta; Diptera; Stratiomyidae. The transcript has 3 exons. The record is from RefSeq and is a predicted model, not a curated record. Bases 86 to 982 code for a protein of 298 amino acids. Gene Ontology annotation, molecular function: lipase activity.
UUCAAAUUGUAUAGUUAAACUUGAGUAUUAAAAGACACAUUUCAAUUUGAUAUAAGGAAAACAUAAAAUCUGUAUCUAGUCUAAAAUGGGAAUUGUCUUAAUAUUUUUUUUAGUCGUGAAUGCAUAUCUCGUUGAAGGCUUCGAUGCUCAAAGAUCAACUAAAAACUUCACUGUGGAGUAUGUUGUUUUUACGCGAUCCAACGCUAUAGAGGGUCACACCGUAUCACUUAGUAAUGAGCGAGGCUUACAGGAACUUUUCAAACAACAGAACCCAACAAGAUUUAUUUCACAUGGAUGGAGGGGAGACCAAACUUCGGAAUCAUGCAACCUCAUUCGCCAGAAAUAUCUUACUCGAGGCGACUACAACAUCUUCGUCAUUGAUUGGGGCAUUUCAGCCCAGAACCUCAAUUAUGUUCAAGUAGCGUUAGAUUCAUUAGAAGCAGGAAAGCAGGUUGCCUCAUUUCUUGACAGGCUAAACGAGGAGUAUGAUCUUGAUUUCAACAACACUUAUAUGAUUGGUUACAGUCUAGGUGCGCACGUCGUCGGGUUAGCAGCCAAACAUGCAACAAGAGGAAAGGUUAACACUAUUUUUGGUUUAGAUCCGGCUGGUCCAUUGUUCACUGCUGCUGAUCCCAGCAUACGAUUAACAGCGAAAGACGCGUUGUACGUCGAAACCAUACACACAAAUGCCGGGUUUAAUGGUUUUUCGAAACCCAUCGGUAUCGCUUCUUUCUUCCCGAAUGGAGGAACCCAUCAGCCAGGAUGUAGCGAUUUCUUUGGAAGUUGCUCGCAUCAGAAAUCCUACCAGUACUUUGCUGAUUCCUUAGAUGUCAACUAUAAAUUUUUUGCUGUGCAGUGUUCUGAAUUGAUUUUCAAAGUUUCACAGAAAUGUAAAUCUACUGGAAACGUGGCUAGGAUGGGCGGCGAACCAUCGAAUUUCGGACGAGGAGUUGAAGGAAUUUACUAUCUCACAAUUAAAUGA